CACAGGACAACGCACCGCACCACGCGCAUUGCUUUCCUAGCCGUCCUAAACUAACGCCGUCGCCUCACCUGUCGCCCACCACCGUACAAAGCUUGCUCGUCUCCCUCUCUGCCUUCCCACAUACGAACACCCCAACCGCCUCAUUACCCCUACAAUACCACCAAGAUGACUGCGCAAUCACCUCAGCUGCAUUCGCCGAGCUCGCAUCCUGAGCGACCUAAGGGUAUCCUCAAGAAUUCCAACUCGUACCGCUCCGACUCACAAACCUCCCCCACGAGCGAGCUCCCACCAGCCGUAAGCCCAGUAGCCGAGCGGCCGCAGCUGGGUCGCGAAAAGUCAGAGAAGGACAUCGUGCUGGAAAACACACUGCGCAAUGCCGGCGCCCACCGGAGAUCCUCAUCAAACCCGCGCGGCAUGGGUUCACGGCGCCAAUCGGGCAUUGACCCCGCGGAUGAGAAUAGUCCGCAGCUCAAGUGGGACGAGGCCAACCUUUACCUGAACGAGCAGAACCGCGAUAGCACCAUGAAGAUCGAUGAACCCAAGACACCAUACGCCAAGCAGUACGACCCCACAGAGGACGAGGACGAGGUAGAGAUGCUGAAUGCCGAAGAGCUCAAGGUGGACGAGCUUGAUAAGCCAAAACGAAAGCCUAAGAUUGACGACAUACCCGAGUUUGACUUAGGACAGCCAGAGCUGCAAGCGCGCCACUCUCAGACCCCGGAGAGCGAGAAGAGGGUUAUGGUUGAAGAGGGUAUGGACACAGAUGAAGGCUACCAUGGCGAGCUUCUCCCCAAUGCCUCGCAGGAAGAGAGGGAGAAGCAUCGCAAAUUCGAGGAGCUACGUAAGAAGCACUACGAGAUGAAGAACGUCAAGGAUCUGCUCGGCCACCCAGAAGACGACGAGGACGAAGAGAUGCCGACACGGUCCAAUGGUCAAUAGGUAUACGUUACCUGCUCUGACCUUCCUCAGCUUGUUUCUACGUACAGUAGUGGUUGCUAAGGUUGUUUUAAGAAGGAUGAACUAGUGCCGCCCAGCGGUCUUGCACGAAUUGAUUUUGGCGGCAUCAAGGUGGAGUUAUCGGAUUUACGGCGCCAU
This is a messenger RNA of Alternaria alternata, 1095 nucleotides long. RefSeq lists its product as hypothetical. NCBI's taxonomy places the organism in Eukaryota, Fungi, Ascomycota, Dothideomycetes, Pleosporales, Pleosporaceae. The transcript is spliced from 2 exons. Gene Ontology annotation, biological process: regulation of signal transduction. Gene Ontology annotation, molecular function: protein phosphatase inhibitor activity. Bases 166 to 939 code for a protein of 257 amino acids. The record is from RefSeq and is a predicted model, not a curated record.